AUGGUUUCAGGAGAGCUGAUUGAUAUGGCAAAACACCUGGGUAACCUGAAGUGCAAAGUCUGGGCGAAUAUGAUGGACGUUGUCCACUUCACUCCCGUGACCCUGGACCCCAACACCGCUCAUCCAGAUCUCAUUUUCACUGAGGACUUAAGCAGCGUGAGGGACAGUGACGAAAACGAAGAGGUCGAGAGUGGAGGAGAGUCUGGGAAUAUACUCAAGCUUCCUACUAAUCCGGAGAGAUUUAACGCAAGUCCUUUCGUGCUGGGAUCUCAGGGAUUUCAAUUUGGGAUACACAGCUGGGAUGUGGAAGUAGGGGAUAAUACAUUUUGGAUGAUUGGUAUAGCCACAAAGCCUGUUAAAAGAAUGGGCCAAAGUUUUUUCCCCAGCAAAAUUUGGAGCGUUAGCUACGAUCACGGAAGAUUAGGUUCUCGCUCCCCGGGCCAGCCUUACGCUCCGAUCUCCCUGAACGGGAAACUGGAGAGGAUCCGAGUGAGACUGGACUUGCAGCACAGAAAAGUGACAUUCUCAGAUCCACUAACCCACACCCACUUGUACACUUUCUCAGAUUAUUUCACAGAGGCUGUCUUUCCAUUUUUCUACACUUUGUGUAGCGACUGUCCUCUGAGGAUUCUCCCCCAGGCGCCGCUUGGAAUUCUAAAAUAG
Chanos chanos (milkfish) is the source of this 663-nucleotide messenger RNA. RefSeq names its product zinc-binding protein A33-like. The transcript is spliced from 2 exons. The record is from RefSeq and is a predicted model, not a curated record. Bases 1 to 663 code for a protein of 220 amino acids. NCBI's taxonomy places the organism in Eukaryota, Metazoa, Chordata, Actinopteri, Gonorynchiformes, Chanidae. Gene Ontology annotation, molecular function: protein binding.